Molecule: messenger RNA, 2832 nt
Organism: Drosophila biarmipes
Lineage: Eukaryota; Metazoa; Arthropoda; Insecta; Diptera; Drosophilidae
Exons: 1
Coding region: 2015-2476 (153 amino acids)
Source: RefSeq, a predicted model, not a curated record
GUGUGGCAAGUGGAGCCAGGGCAUCCUCGCGAUUUACCUGCCGCUGCACACGUUUUUGUGGGGCUCUUGUUCUGGCGACCUGGUGAUACUGGGACACCUUAUAGCUUUUGGGGCAAUUAGGGAUUACUAACGUAGGACCCCGAUUCAGCGGCUUCGCACACUGCCGGGGGGCUGGAAUAGGCAAUGUGUUAACCUUGGGACCCCGCCAGUCGGCGGAUGAGUCAUGUUUCUGAUUUGCGUAGGGGGAAAGGCUUUCCAACCGCUCGGAAACUCGUGGGAGUCGUUCGACAUGUCGUGGACGUAAAUACAUUUUGGGAGCUGAUGUGGGGUGGAUUGUGGCCUGUGAGACGGCUGGUGUAAACAUUGCACUUUACCCGCACGCCGAUGCAUACGUGGCUGCAAGAAGCGCACUUCCGAGGCGAGGCGAUGGUAUUUAUAUCAUCUGGAAACGCCUCCUCCAACCGGAAUCUGUCUCCAUAUUGCUCGGAACUCCAUCGGUUGCUCGGAACUCUGCUCCCAUGCCGAACCACUCGAUAAUUGGCCAUUGCCUCCACUUGUUGAGUUUUCGAUUGGACUGAGCCUGCCACAACAACAGCGAGUUAUAAACAGCAACAACUUGCGCAAAACCCGACCCAACUCACAUGCAUGGAGGCCCUAUCAAUGUGGCACAGUGGCUUGGUGUUCGUACAGUGGAUAAUGGUCGGAGGAAAUUCCGAAAAUAAUUAUACUAAGUGGUAAUUACCAUUUAGUAGCCCAACAAGGAGUCCAGCUUGAAUGUUUGUAGAGUUAAACUUGGUAAAUUCUUUAGAGAAGUAAAUAUGAGUUGUAUCUUAGAGAAAACUACAAUAGACAACUGGAGGAAUUGAGGAAAAUUCUAUUCUAUUCUAUUUCUAUUCUAUUCUACUCUAUUAUCUUUUGGGUAAACAAACCAUCUCAGUACAGUAGGCAUUGGCAAGACAAACUAGGCUAUUUUCUUUGUUGGAAUUUUUCAACCUUCAGAAAGAAUCUUAACAGAAAGAAUAUAACUUUUAUAACAAUUAUGUGUAUGUAUAGCCCUUGCGAUAACGAAUCAAAGAAACUUAUAAACAUUAUUCCUAAUGAGUCAACAAUUACUUAAAAAUAAAAAAACGAUAAGCUUCGAAAUUGUUAAAUUUUACAGGAAUUAAAUAUUGUUUUGAAAAUGAUUUAUGAUGAAAUGCGAGUAGCUAAAUAUGUUUUAAAUAAUAAAUAUUAAACAUUUGCAUAGCAAAUUUUUUAUGAUUUUUAUAAGUAUUGCACAGAAUACAAAAGACCAACUGUUGAUUUCAAAUCUCGCUGCUUAUCAAAAGCAUUGAAUUGAUAAUAUUAUAAUUGUGGCUGCCAUUAAUUGGAUAUUAAUCUAUGGUAUCUUAUCAAUUUAUUCAGAAAAAAGCAUACAUUUUAUAAAAAUACAACUUCAGUAAAAGAAUAUAAUGAUGUUUGUACAGGAUUCGUAAUGUUUUUGGGGAAAAAACGAUAAGAAAGAGUGGCCCUUGACAAAUCUUCACUGUAGUCUUGGUAGUUUCUGCUGCUGUUGCCCCUUUUGCUUUGCGCUCUUUUGUGGCGUUUCUCCUCUUUCGUGCUGACACGAAUCAUCAGCCAGCGGAGCCAAAGAGCCAAACACUCCACAUCUACCCAUUUCUAAGCCGAGAUCGAGUCAGUUGGCUUUUAGCAGUAGGAGAGCGUGGAAGCAGGCCCAGAACCGCAGUCGAAAACGAAACGAAACCGACGCCGAAAGACCUAAAACCAGCUGCGAUCGCAUGGGGAGGGGAAUAUAUGUGGCUCUCGGAGGGGAAAGAACUGAAAGCUCAGCAAGAAACCACCAGCAAAGUGGCUAGAAGCAGGGCCAAGAAAAUGUGCUCAGAUCUGACCGUGGAAACGUGAUACCCGCUUAGGAUUGGGCCGGGGGACCACAUGCUCCUCCUGCGCCAGCUGCCACGUUCAAAAAUAGAAAGUUGCUGCCAAAGAUGAAAGCGACCGCCGCCAAUGCCACAGAAUGAGCGAAUCGGAACCCAAUAGCCUGGAGUUCAUUGAAGACUCGUACCUGCCAGGCAUCGAUGAUCUCACCAGCACACCAUCCCUGGAUCUGGAAGCUAGCGAUGCCGUCUUGGACUGGUAUGGAGAUGGGCAGGAGGAGAGCGAGGCUGAUCUAUAUCUGCGUAAUCUGACGCUAGACCAGAUCUUCUAUGAUGUGGAUUCGGACUACACCAACAGCCUGGAGCUGCAGGCAGUGGAGGCGGAGUUCAUUGGCGCCAAGUUAGCCAACCAGGCACCCUCCUCCUCAAUGGCCAAACGCUUCCGGCUGAAGUUCUUCACCAAGCGAAGCAUGCGCGACGUUAAGGUCACGUUCAUAGACUUCUCCAAGCCGUAUCUGGCCAAAAUAUCGAACAGCGAUAACUACAAGAGAUUUCUCAACAUUGGGCAUAGAAGUAGAGGUACCACUAUUUUUGGGGUUUGAGGUCAGAGGCUUUGUUCUGGGUCUUUUACACACUCCCCUUCCCAUUUCAACCAUGACUAACCCGACUAACUUUUCUGUCUCUCCCAUUCUUUUGGCUGCCUUUCGACUCGACAGUUUGUGAGUAUUACCAAACCCCAGAACUAACAAAUUAACCAACUCAUGUCUUUGCAAAUUGCACAUAAACAAACCGAAUUCGGUGUACUCAGCCUAUGACAAAGUCUUUGAGGAGGUUGCUUUCAAAGGAGGUACAUAAUCACUGCCCGCAGACAACAUUUAAAUUAUGCUACAGUCCCCUCCACCGCACACGAUUUUCUAUUUGUUAUUGGAAACGGAUAUUUAAUGAUUUCUCCUUUCGU